AACGAUAAUUUAUCCUAGUGACCUGACACGGUUUUAUCGGAUCCAUGGAAAUGAAGAAUAGUCUGCAGUAAUGACUACUGAAAACCCAUAGGCCCAUACAAGUUUCAGCAGUUUUUGGUUUAAGUUUAUUCUUGUCUCAUACUUGUAGUUGAGCUUUUGAGAUUUUUGCGAUAGAAAUGCUGCAAGGCGAAUUCUGGUCACUGCUGUGCAGAGGUCGUAAGAAAAAAAUUAUAACUUUAAUAAUAAUAUUGAUAUUUUUAAUAAACGCGAUGUUAUACGUCAGUAUGGAAUUAUACAAUACCAUAAGAAGAAACCGUGAAGAUUGGAGUAAAAAUUGGCAAAAUGAACAGUCAAACACAGAGAAAGGUGGCAUGAGAGUAAUAGUUGGGCACUAUAUUGGAGGCUUUGGUAAAGGCAAUUUAUCUGAUGACAUAAUAAAUAGUAAUAACUAUGCGCCAGUCAAAGGUGCCGGAGAAGGCGGCAGGCCUGUACAGUUGGCUCAGCGGGAGCUCAUCACAGCAAGGGAAUUGUAUCAACUGCACUCCUAUAAUAUACUGGUCAGCGACAAAAUAUCCAUCAACAGAAGUUUGCCAGACAUGAGAAGUGACAGUUGUAAGAGCGUGGAAUUCGACCUAGAUAACCUGCCUACGGCGACCGUCAUCAUAGUGUUCCACAAUGAGGCGUGGUCGACUCUGAUGCGUACGGUCAUGUCAGUUAUCAUGAGGUCCCCUAAGCAGCUGAUGAAACAGAUAAUCUUAGUAGACGAUGCCAGUGAGAGACGGUAUCUAGGCAAAGAGUUGGACGAUGGCAUAGCCAAUUUGGAUAAAGUGGAGAUUAUUCGCAUGAAAAAACGCAAAGGGCUGGUGGGAGCUCGGCUGUUGGGAGCCAGGAAGGCCGAAGGAGAUGUGUUGGUGUUUUUAGAUGCUCAUUGUGAGGUAACACAAGGUUGGCUCGAGCCUCUCCUUGAUCGCGCGGGAAGCGAUGACGUCUUCAUAUGUCCGCACAUAGACCUACUAUCCGAGGACACCUUAGCCUACACCAAGAGCAUCGACGCGCACUGGGGCGCUUUCAGCUGGAACCUUUUCUUCCGCUGGCUCAACCCCAGUGCCGAAGUCAUGGCUCAGAAGGCAGAAAACCCUUCCAAACCUUACCCCACACCAGCGAUGGCUGGUGGACUAUUCGCAGUCAGGAAAAGCCUCUUCUGGCGCUUAGGAGGAUACGAUGAAGGUAUGCUUAUUUGGGGAGCCGAGAACUUAGAGCUGUCAUGGCGAGCCUGGCAGUGCGGCGCUCGAGUAGAAAUCACACCAUGCUCUCGAGUAGGACACAUUUUUAGACGACACAGUCCUUAUAAAUAUCCGGGAGGCGUUAGUAAGGUUUUAAAUGUUAAUUUAGCGCGCGCAGCCACUGUGUGGAUGGACGAGUGGGCAGAUUUCUUUUUUAAAUUCAAUCCUAACAUAGCAGCGAUACGCGACCAACAAACCGUGUAUUCAAGGGUAGAGUUGCGGAAGAAUUUGAAGUGUAAAAGUUUUAAAUGGUAUUUGGAUAAUGUGUGGCCACAGAAUUUCUUUCCGAGUGAUGAGAGAUGGUUUGGUAAGAUUAGGAGCGAUCUUGGUCCUUGUUUAGCGGUGCCGGAGCAGAUGACGGGGCUCGCUGUACCGGCGAAGGGAGUGCCAUGUGGUAUUGACGAUAGAAGUUGGGACACGAUGGUCGUUUACACUCCUGAGGGUAAGAUUAUGGGUGAUGAGAAUUUGUGUUUAGAGCGAACCGAAGGUCGCGCCAUGUGGAAGGCUUGUAAAGAGACGCCGAAGCAGAUUUGGCAGCAGAAGGGGCCUAGGUUAAAAACAAAAGACGGUCUGUGCUUAUCGUUAGCGUUAAUCGAUAAACAAGCAGAUGGUUUUAGUGAUAUCAUCUCAACAAAGAAGUGUCGCGACAAAAUGCGUGAUGCGGCGACCACGCAACAAAUCUGGCAUUUUGACAGAGUGCCUUGGCGCUAAAUGUGAUAUUAAAAGUACUUAAAUAAAAUUAAAAGUACAAUAUUUGUAAUUAAGAAUCUCGUUAUUUGUUUCCUGGUUUUCUCUCUUUGUACUUUUAUAUAUGUUUUU
Messenger RNA from Cydia amplana, 2102 nucleotides. RefSeq names its product polypeptide N-acetylgalactosaminyltransferase 3-like. The transcript has 7 exons. The record is from RefSeq and is a predicted model, not a curated record. Gene Ontology annotation, molecular function: polypeptide N-acetylgalactosaminyltransferase activity. Gene Ontology annotation, cellular component: Golgi apparatus. Gene Ontology annotation, biological process: protein O-linked glycosylation. The coding region runs from base 177 to 1994 and encodes 605 amino acids. NCBI's taxonomy places the organism in Eukaryota, Metazoa, Arthropoda, Insecta, Lepidoptera, Tortricidae.